CUCGCCGUCGCUCCCGCCCCGCUCCCCGGAGCUGAUGUCACGCACCCGCUGAAGGCGCGGGCGAUCAUGGCUGCUGCGGCCGCGGCCGUGCCGCCGGCCUCCAGCUAAUGCCCGCGAUGGAGCCGGCCAGCCUGCUGCGGUUCCUGCGGAAGCUCAAGGAGGUUUUCGAUGUGUGCGAUGAGGAUGCGGACGGGUUCAUCCGAGUGGAGCACUUCGUCGCCCUGGGGCUGCAGUUCGGCCAGGGGGAUGAGGUGGAAAAACUGGCAAAGUACUUGGACCCGAAUGAUUUGGGAAGAAUCAAUUUUAAGGACUUCUGUCACGGAGUUUUUGCUAUCAAAGGCUGUGAAGAGUUACUAAAAGAUGUCCUGUCUCCUGAAAACUCUGAGCCCCAGCACUACCAGCCACAAUAUGUUGAUUACUAUUACCAGGGCGGUGAAAUCCAGGACUGUGCCUACCUGGACAGCGAAAGCACCUACAGCGAGUCGGAGCUGUUUCCUGAUGAGGACGCGAUGACUCUGGCACAGCAGGAGGUUCACCAUGAGUCUGACAUGGACAGUGCCAUUGAGAGCGCCCAGAGCUCCGAGGCCUCGGACGUCUGUCGCAGCGAGGACAAGGACGGCGUGCUCGGUGGCCUCUUCCUGCCCGGUGACAAGUCAAGUCCUCACAACCCUUCUGCAGCAUCUGACCUCUCCACUUAUUCCACCGCCUCCCUGAUCAGUAAUGAAGAACAGUUUGAAGACUAUGGGGAAGGAGAUGAUGUGGAUUUUACUCCCAGUAGCCCAUGUCCCGAUGAUGAGACCAGAACCAACGCCUACUCUGACCUUGGCUCAUCUGUAUCUUCCAGUGCUGGCCAAACCCCCCGAAAAAUGAGACAUGUUUAUAACAGCGAGUUACUGGAUGUUUACUGCUCACAGUGCUGCAAAAAGAUAAAUCUCCUCAACGAUUUGGAAGCCAGGCUGAAAAACUUGAAAGCAAACAGCCCUAACAGGAAAAUAUCAAGCACAGCUUUUGGAAGACAACUCUUCCACAACAGUAACUUCAGCAGCAGUAAUGGCAGCACAGAAGACUUGUUCAGAGACAGUAUAGACUCCUGUGAUAAUGAUAUCACUGAAAAGGUAACGUACCUAGAGAAGAAGGUGACAGAACUGGAGAAUGAUAGCCUGACAAAUGGUGACCUGAAGAGCAAACUGAAACAAGAGAACACACAGCUGGUUCACAGAGUUCAUGAGCUAGAGGAAUUACUGAAAGACCAAGAAACUUCAGCAGAACAGACUCUGGAAGAAGAGAUAAAGAGACAUAGAGAAGCUUACAGCAAGUAUGAAAAAGAGAAAGGCACUGAAAUUGAACUGCUAAAUACAAGGGUUCAGCAACUGGAAGAAGAAAAUGGUGAUCUGAAAAGCACUGUCACACGGCUGAAAUCCCAAACAGAGAGAUUGGAUGAGGAGAGGCAGCGCAUGUCGGAUAGACUGGAGGACACAAGUCUGCGACUGAAGGAUGAGAUGGAUUUGUACAAGAGGAUGAUGGACAAGCUGCGGCAGAACAGGCUGGAAUUCAACAAGGAGAGGGAAGCCACACAAGAGCUCAUCGAAGACCUGCGGAAGGAGCUGGAGCACCUGCAGCUCUACAAGCUGGAAUGUGAGCGUCCUGGACGCGGGAGAAGCUCUUCCUCCAGCCUGAGUGAAUUCAAUGCCAAAACCAGAGAGGUGGAAAUGGAGCAUGAAAUAAAACGGCUGAAGCAGGAGAAUCAGAAACUUCGUGACCAAAAUGAUGAUCUUAAUGGACAGAUUCUAAGCCUCAGUCUUUAUGAAGCUAAAAAUCUCUUUGCAACGCAAACAAAAGCCCAGUCACUGGCUGCUGAAAUCGAUUCUGCAUCGAGAGAUGAGCUCAUGGAAGCCCUCAAAGAACAGGAAGAGAUAAAUUACAGAUUGCGACAGUAUAUGGACAAGAUAAUUUUGGCAAUCCUGGACCACAAUCCAUCUAUCUUGGAAAUAAAGAAUUGAAGAGAAUAUGAGAAGGAAAAGCAGCAACUGCCUGAUAUUUCUGCACAUGCCACUGGAUCUGAGCAGCACUCUGAUACUGUAAAUGAAUCUAUAAAUUAUAUAAUACACACUAGGUGUGAGUGUGGGUGCACGGGUGUGUUUAUAUGAUGUUUGGUACACUGUUAUUUGUCAUUGAAUUGGCUUGGUUAGACUUUUUCCAUGCACUUUCAAUACCUGUGAUGAGAUGGAUACUGUAUAUUAAUGUAAUAACGAUAUAACUGGAUCAUGCUGUUUUAGAUACUGGACAAAAUGACUCUACCUCUAGUUGUAAAGGUAAAAAUAGACAAUGGAAACAUAUGGAUGUGGCCCUAACUUUAGGAGCAAGAAUGUUUUUCUUUGUUCUUCCCAGAAUUUGGGUACCACCAGCCAAUUGACAUACCCAGGUUCAGUUCCUGACUGGUGCUGACUGUGUAAUUUCCUAUUUGAUUUAGUUUUAGUACUUAAACCACACAUCAGAUUAAACAAAAACCAAACAAAAACACAACAAAAACCCACAAAAUUUGGGAGAAGACACAAAGUAAAUGGGAAGGAAAGGAAGAUACUGCAGAAUUUUUGCUGCUUAUGAAAAAUCACCAUCCAUUUGUUUGCCACUGUCAACACAAAGUGUUUUUCAUUUAAGAUCACUUUGGAGCCUGCUUUCAGAUGCUCUGAGCCUGCUCUCUAUCUAGUGUGUGUGCAUGUGUGUUUUUUUAUGCCAGGGUUCCUGUAGCAUUGAGGCAAAGAGGUUUCAAAUCUGUUCCCCUAUUUUCAGGGGUAUAUUAUGGGCCAUUAAGAUGAAUUCUGGGAUUCUUCCCCUUCCCCUCACCCUGAUUUUAAAGAUUUCACUGAAGGAACACAUUCCAGUUCUUAAAAAAAAAAAGAAAAAAAAAAGAAACAGAACAAAAAAUAUUUGCAUGAAACAUCUCACCUUAGGGGGAGGAGGGGACCAGCCCUCGACGUGACGUGCUGAGUUGCUUUCCCACCCCAGACAGCUGCACUCCUUUGAGAAUGGCAUUUUCUGGGUAGGCUGUGCAGGGGAACAGCUGGUUCCUGGCACAGUGAUACAGAGUGGCUUCUACCUAAGGGGCAGGAAAAAGAAAAAGAGCUUCAUCUUGCAGGAGUUGCCAGUCCAGACUGAGCACACACGUGCAUAUCCAAAGCUCUGAGUAGGGAGCACAUCCCAGUUUAGAUGAGCAGUUGUGCAGGUGCUUAACUUUAAGCGUGUGCUGCAUCUGCUCAUGGAUGUCAGUGGGACAGAACAUUAAGCUUUAAAGCUGAGCCUAUGCUUAAAUGCUGCCUUAAAUAGGGGUGACUUCAACAUGUGCCUGUGUUCUCCAGAGCUGGAUCUAUACUGUAGGGCUAGGAUGUUUUUAAUUAAUAAUGUAGCUUAUAUAAGGAGCUUAUGGAAUUGUUUGGAUAGUUGAAUGCUAAAAGCAAAUUUUAUUCCAUGCACUUUUUUUAAACGUAAAAAUUUCACACUUUUGAUUCACACCAACUGGCACAGAAAACUCAGCCGGAGUAUCUGGCUUUCCCCAGUGCAUAGAGAUGUUUCCUCUAUUGAAUACACUUCCCAGAAGAAUGUUACAGUAGCAAUGACUGUGCUUUUCUGUGUAUUUCUUGCUGUUGGCAGUGUCUUGCCCCUAGUAUUCUCUUGAUGUAUCUCGGUAUGUAUAUGUGAUGCAUUUUUCCUGAAUUUGAAUACAUAAAACUGUAUUCAUUUAGGGAUGUAAAUAUAUAUUUUUGUUCUGCAA
This is a messenger RNA of Onychostruthus taczanowskii (white-rumped snowfinch), 3769 nucleotides long. It is a transcript of the gene RAB11FIP4, whose product is annotated as RAB11 family interacting protein 4. The record is from RefSeq and is a predicted model, not a curated record. The transcript is spliced from 15 exons. Gene Ontology annotation, cellular component: midbody; recycling endosome membrane; cleavage furrow. NCBI's taxonomy places the organism in Eukaryota, Metazoa, Chordata, Aves, Passeriformes, Passeridae. Gene Ontology annotation, molecular function: calcium ion binding. The coding region runs from base 108 to 2000 and encodes 630 amino acids. Gene Ontology annotation, biological process: endocytic recycling; regulation of cytokinesis.